UUUUCUCGAAGUUAAAAAUAAAAACUCGUGAAUUCGAAUAUAUUUCUCAAGACUUGAAGAGAACUACUCUAGAAGCAGAGCACUACAUCGUUUCCAAAAAAGUCGAGUAGUCGGAAAGUCCAUUGAAUUAAAAACAACCAAACAAAAAUACGCGCAAGCAGACGCUCGAACAAAGGCUAUGCAGCCCCAUAACCCUCGCGACGCUCUAAAACGCGAUGCAAAUGCAGCUCCGGCCUUGGCGGAGCAGCCGAGGUACUUCGCUCCGCUUGGCGACCUUAUCUCGAGGGCAAGAAGCGCCUCUGCACUACUGGCCCCGAGCGCUCCGCUGCAGCCCGCAGCCAUAUAACCAAGAAACAGUCUCUCUCUCUCGGAUGCGUUUUUCCGCGACGCGCCGCCGAGGGAGAGAUAACUGCGCGCGCGCUCGAUCUUCUUCUUUCGCGGGCUAUGAGUUUAUUUAUAAGCGGAAACUGUGGCGACUCCGAGGCGACGCUCUUCUUGUAUGGUGUAGUAAAAAGUUUGUAUUGUCCGGGAUUUUCCAGCUGACAUCAGAUAAGAGGUACACAUUUUUUCGCGGUAAAAAAUACUUCGGAGAAUCAUUAACGAGGGGUUGCUCUCCACCUCGAGAUUCAUAUUCAUAUACGGCUUCGUACGUAUAAUAUGCGGUGUGUCAUGCAUAUGAAACGAGUCUUCGUAAUAUUUUCCGAGCGACGAUGCAAAGGAAAGCGCGGGAGGACUCGUUGGCCGACGUCAUUAAACCGCGCGCGUACGCAGAUAUAUUUGCAUAAAAGAAAGUUCGAGCUUUUCCGCGGAAACAUGCAAAACACGGUUCGCGGGUAUUUCCGCCCAUCCUCCGGACUACGCAUUCGAGGUUCUGAAAAUUUUUCGCGUGGUUUGCAACCGGUUGACGUAACUUAUUCGACUUUCACACACCGUAAAAAAAACUCGCUCGCCGAUCUUGCACUCGUCACAGCCAUCGACAUUCCAGUCUACUCGUCCUCCAUAAUUCAAGGCAUCUCCAGCCGAAGUUCGGAACUCCGCAGACGAUGGCUAUUUGCAUUGAAUGCCAUAACUUAUCGCAUCACUUGUGCAGUUCCUGAAAACCGUUCGCGCGCCUAUAACAGUCGCUCGAUGCAUCUUGAUUAAUAACUAGGAAGCACACAGCGCCACAGCACGGCUCUCGAUCCUGUCCCUCUCAUGCUCGCGCGUCUCUUCGCUAUGAUUUAUCCGAUACGCGCCGCGCUCGAGUGUGUACAGCCGAGUGUCUGCGGGUUUUUCUUCUCAAUUUAUCAACGAAAACGGCGCGCGAAGGGUAGUAUAAAAAGAAUGUAAUACCAUAGAAUUUCGCGGUUGCGCUUUUUCCACACCGACGCGCAAAAAUGGAGCAGCUCGGCGAUGCGCGCAUUGUUGCGUGCCGGCAUUUUCAUUCCAUCCGGCGAGAGAUGAAAAAUAUUAUACGACGACGACGAAAGCGAAGGGGGGAGAAAAGAGUUCGAGGUCGGUGCGCUCGCGCUACUGCUACUGCUGUUGUGUGGAUUUUUAACUCUUUCUCUCUCUCUCUUUUACGGGGCUAAAUGUAUUCCGUGCGAACGUGAUUUUUUCGGGAGAGGUCGUUUUUAGAAUGGAGAAUUUUUUUCGCGAAUGCGUUCGACUGCGAAUCGUACAAUAGCAGUGAAGCUGGUCGAUAGUUCGCGCGUUGACGUGGUUACCGAAACUCUCACACGCGCUGGUUAGCUGGUAACCUCGAAAAGCCGACCUACCGCGGCGCGAAGAAGCGAUGUAACUCGUAAGUGUGUCGUGGACCGGAUCGUGUACGAGUGCUUUUCAAUCACGUGAGAAAUUAAAGGCUCGAUGAUGGAAUAAAAUAAAAGCGGCUUCGGAGGCACAUUACCGGGAAACUGCAAUUAACGAAAACAGUCGCCGUUUCCGGGCUCGUCCAACUGGAAAACGCACCUCUGUGAUACAGCUCCCGCGCGCUUACGACGUAUUCACUCGAGCGAAUCGGCAAAGAGAAUAGACCCCGAGUCGGCAGGGGGUGUAUUUAAACGGGCUCCAUAGCAGAUUCGAGUAUUUGUUCUAUUCACAUGCAAAUGAAACGACGUAAUCCGGGACAAUAAGUCCAUCAUCGUGCAGAGAUUAAAGGAGCUCAUACAGUCCACGGUUUUGUUUUUCAAGCUCGCUCGAGGAAAUAUUUAACGUCUCUCUGUGCAAACAACGAGAUCCAAACGCUAUACGUACUCGGGAGAAAAAGUUCUCUCUUUCCCUGAGUGUAAUUAGAGAGGGCGGGUGCGGAAAGGUUCGAUUCAUCGGGGAAAUAAUAUCGUCGUAUAAUUGCUGAACGGAGCAGCUCCUCCCCCACACCGACGCCCAUAAACUUCAUUAGCGCGCGAUGACGAGUGCAUUACGAAUUUGCGCUGCGGACUUAUAGGAUUAUAGACUCCGCCCACACUGUGCACUUAUUAGCUCUUGACCGACGAUCCCUUGAGGACGGCGUUGCUAAUUAGAGCGAGAACUGCUUCCGUAGCUCUGCGUUUCGGAAUUCGAAUUUAGUGGAGCUCCGUCACUUGCAACGCUGAGACUUUCUCUCUCGGUAUCGUCCGAAGCUCGCGAAAAGUUUGAAAGGGACGUCGCUCGUACGGCACGCAGGCGCUUUGAUCGGCGAGAAGCAAUAUCCUAACUUCUGACUGAAAUAAACAGGCAGCCUUCGGCAACGAUGGACCCCGAACACGAGCAAAAGGAGGAGAUCAGCGCGGAAUUCGCCCUCCACGACGCGAUGGACUGUAUCUUGCAAUAUCUCAACACGAGGGAUCUGUGCCGAGCGGCGCAAGUCUCCAGGGCUUGGAACGAGGCUGUGAAAUUGGAGUUCUCCAGGCGCGGUCCAGAGAUAGUCCGGCUACCGGACACCUACGACUCAAGACUGACCAACGCCAAUGGGCCGAAGUUCUUCGCGUCCAAUGAACUGAGGUCCAAGCCCGAGUUUACUCUGAUGUUGUGCGGACCUACGCCCCGUACCCGGAUAUACUUGAACGUCGAGACAAGCUUGAUGACCGCGUACAAGCCUCAUUUACCGGGUCGUUUGAUGAUCAUCGCCGUGGACGCGGCGAUGCUGGACGCAGAAGAGAUCAAAAGCUGCCCGCGGAGUAUGUCGGCUGAAUUUGCCAAGACCAACGGUAUCGUCGCCUUCUUGCUGCCGAAAUUCCGACAAGUCCAGAUAAAGGUUGGCUUCUGCGCGUCUCACACGGACCGGCCCAGCAAGAGAGCCAAAAGGGUCGUCCACUCCAUCAUGCCGGACGACUGGAACAGCGAGUCCACGAUACUGCUUUUUGGCAGGAUCUACUACACCAUCCACGAGCACGUGCUCUCCACCAUAAAAAAAAAGUUCAAACCGAACUCGUACACAGUCUGGGGCGGAUCAACGUCGGAUUACAUCAAGAUAAUCGACUGCUUGGGCGACGAGUAUCCGUCCUACAUGGGCAUGGAGGGCUGCGUCGCCAUCAAUUUCUCGGGUAUCGAAAGGCACUCGGCCGUCAUCGCAAUGAACCAAAGGGUAUCAGGGUUCGAAAGCGAUGUGGCCGAGUUCGCGAAAGGACUGAAGCCGAAGCUCAAACGAUGCAACAAGGGUCUGAUCUGCGGACCCCGAAACAGUGUACACGAACACUGGACACGUUUCCGCGAGAAAUGCAACUAUACAAUUUGGAUGAACAUCGUCAAGAAGUACUUUCCGAAUGUAACUUUCAUGGGCUUCUUCAACGUAAGCGACCUUCAUUAUAUCGGGAUGAAUACUGGACAGGACGAUGCCGAUCAGAAGAUGCUGCACGAACUGGCCGUGUCGAUAUUGAUUUUAACCCACGACUAAGGAGCGCUUAGUCAGACUGAUUUACAUUAAUUUUUAACGCCGGCUUGUCCGCGGCCUGCCACCGAAUUGUACAUAUUAUUAUUAUCAUGUAUUUAGGAGAGAAACUGUUUGUACACGAUCUCCUUUUAUUGCCAUUUUAUCGACUUUGUGACAAUUGUAAAGGACCUGACCUAGUUGCAAUAUUAUAGUUUCUACGUUUUGACGACAUCACAUUAGAGAAAUAAAAGCGUUUUAUACAAUACAGCA
Molecule: messenger RNA, 4099 nt
Organism: Nasonia vitripennis (jewel wasp)
Lineage: Eukaryota; Metazoa; Arthropoda; Insecta; Hymenoptera; Pteromalidae
Exons: 7
Coding region: 2711-3853 (380 amino acids)
Molecular function (GO): protein binding
Source: RefSeq, a predicted model, not a curated record